UGCCAGGCACCAACCAAUCAGAUUGAAGUUCCUCGUACUGGUGGCUAUCUAUAUGUGACUGUCCCAAGGGUGUUUUGUACCAUAUCAUUGUAUUAGUCAGUAGCAAUGAGUGGCCGUUCUAUAGGUAGCCCAGGGGAUCCAGCCUUAGGGCACCAGCAGAAAACCAAAUGGUUGAAUCUGAGUGAUGGUGAAAAGAAAGAGAUACAGGGAGAAGUGUUGGAUGCAGCAGUAGAGGGAGAUAUUACAAAAAUGAAAUCCCUCAUAAAGCAAUAUGAAGGUCUCAGACUGGAUUACUGUGUGUAUAACAAUGAUCAUGGAGAUACUACACUUCACCUUGCAGCCUUACAUGGUCACCUUCAGAUCGUGAAAUAUCUCAUUGUGAAUGGUUACCGUAUUAUUGAGUGUGAAAACAAAUAUAAGCACACUCCUCUUCACCGAGCAGCAAAAGGUGGCAACUUGGAGGUUGUGCAUCACCUGAUAGACGAAAAAAUUGUAAUCGAAUGCGUUUGUGCGACUGGGGGCAGAACCCCUCUGCACUACGCAUGUGAAAUGAAAUGCAGACUUGAUCUGUGCAAUAUUUGAUGAAUCUAGAAGGUGUCAACGUCAAUGUUAAAGAUACAAGGUACGGAUCUACACCACUUGAUUUAGCAGCAGCACACAGCACUGUGGAUGUUGUUAAAUACAUGAUAGAAGAAAAGAACUGCUAUGAUCCAGCAAACUAUGAAGGCUCAAACUCACCACUAACUCUUGCUGCAUUCAGAGGAAACCUGCCUGUAGUUAGGUAUCUUGUUGAAAAGAGAGGUUUUGAUGUCAAUGUGAAAGGUUUGAAUGACUGGACUCCACUUCAUUAUGCAUGCCGUAAUGGAAAGUUAGAGGUGGUCAAAUAUUUGAUGGAGAAUAAACGUAUUGAUGUUAAUGCUAAAGAUUCAGAGUAUGGAUCAACCCCUCUUGAUUUAGCAGCAGCAUAUGGCACUGUGGAUGUUGUUGAAUACAUGAUUGAAGAAAAGAACUGCUAUGAAGGCUCAAACACACCACUACAUCAUGCUGCACUCAGAGGAAACCUGCCAGUAGUUCAAUAUCUUGUUGACACCAGAGGUUUUGAUGUAAAUAGUAAAGGUUGGCAUGAUAGGACUCCACUGCAUUUUGCAUGUCAAGGAGGACAUCUGGAUGUAGUCAAGUAUCUGAUAGAGGAAAGUAAAAUGGAAAUGGUU
Messenger RNA from Geodia barretti, 1211 nucleotides. The record is from the annotation of a GenBank genome assembly. NCBI's taxonomy places the organism in Eukaryota, Metazoa, Porifera, Demospongiae, Tetractinellida, Geodiidae.